CAUUUAUAGUAACAACAAUUUUUAUCUUUCAGGUAUAAAUACAAUUUUCCUAUAAAGAUUUUUGUGGGUAGUUUACUGUCAAUUGCAAUAUAUUCUUUCUUACUCACAGCCAAAAAUUUAACGGUGGAAACAACUUCAAGAAUUUUUUCCUUCUUUAUAUAUCCCGGUGGAAUAUUUAUAAUUAUUCUAUUCGUAACUCUUUUUUUUAAUGGGAUGGGAUGCUUCGGAAUACUUAGAGAACAUAGAUCAUGCUUUAAAAUGUUUUACAAGUGGUUAAUAUUUUUAUUAUCAGUAUUAGCAUUGCUAACAGUUUACAUCUGUUUGUACGUUUCUAUUCCCCAAAUUAGAAAUGCCGUUAAUAAUCAACAUAUAGGAGAAAAAAUGUCAUUUUUGAUUAAAAAAUACCAAAAUGAUGAAAAUUUAAAGAAUAUUAUUGAUUCGAUCCAACAAGAGUUUAAAUGCUGUGGAUUUGACAGUCCCGAAGAUUGGGAUCAAAACAUCUAUUUUAAUCAGUCAUCUAAUAAUUUAGCUAAAGAGCGCGGUGGAGUUCCUUUUUCUUGCUGCACUAACAAUAAGUCAAAUCUUAAUUGCGGAAAUGGAGUUCGGAUUCAUGCUCAGAUAACAAAUUAUUAUCAUCAAGGAUGUCUAACUACUUUUAAAAAACUAACGAUCAAAUAUAAAAGCUAUAUUUUAGGUUUUCUUGGAGCAUAUAUUGCAAUUCUGGUUGUAUAUUUAAAAAUAUUAUAGUUCUGUUUUUUAUUUAUUGUAAGAAAUGCAUUUGGAAAU
This is a messenger RNA of Octopus sinensis (East Asian common octopus), 786 nucleotides long. Its product is annotated as tetraspanin-17-like. Gene Ontology annotation, cellular component: membrane. Bases 214 to 747 code for a protein of 177 amino acids. The record is from RefSeq and is a predicted model, not a curated record. Lineage: Eukaryota; Metazoa; Mollusca; Cephalopoda; Octopoda; Octopodidae. The transcript has 4 exons.